GCGUUCUCAACUUUAGUUCUUAGCGAGAGGCCAACGCGUUCGGUCGUCUUCGGUGCGUGGUCUUUAACACAAAAAGCAGCUGGAAUCGAAGUUAUUCGAAAACCCAUCCACAUCAACAUCAACAACAGCGGCAGCAGCUGAAACUGAAACUCUUCAGAACAAUUGCAGCUGCAGAGGUAUCUGUAACGCAGUAUCUGUGCGCAUCGCGUGUAUCUUUGUAUCGCAGUAUCUUAGUAUCUCAGUAUCUUUGUAUCUACGUAUCUGUGUGUGCUGUGUGCUUGUGCCCGUGCGUGUUGGCCAAACUGGAAGCGACAACCUAAUCAAUCAGUCACUCAAUAUGGCCAUUUCUAAGAGCCGCCGCGGCAGCUGCUCCUCCUCAAGGAACACAAACAGGCUGCUGCCACCCAGCCCUCUGGAUCUUCACCUGGGACGUCUGCUUUUCCUGGCUCUGCUGGCUUCGUGCUCGGCUCUGGCAAUCGAGACAACAGAAGUCCCAGAAGUCAUAGAAGACACCACGAUACUUCCAGUUCAGAUCGAAGAAAGUUUACCCACUCAGAUUUCAACAAAUCAAAAUGAAACAAUUUCUGAGCAUACUGUAGAGAAUCCCAAGGCGGAUAUACCUGAUCCUGCUGUUUUCGCCCAGUCCAGUGCAGCUGAAGUGCAGGAUAGCUUUGUGUCUGUCUAUGGCGGUAACCUGGAACAGGAUAUCAAAAACGACGUCAACAUUGAGGUGGAGGAGGCACCCUCUCCAGCGGAAACACUAAAGGAAACUGCUUCAAAGGUGGCAGAGGUUGCAGUCGUGGAAACUGACAAUCAUGAGACUCAAUCUGCCGUCCAAAAUGCACGUGAACCCAAAACUCUGGAGACCCAGGACGAGGAGGGAAAGCCUGCGCCGGAGGACCAAGCGGAACCGGAGGCAGUGACGGACAACAUUGCCGUGGCCAGUGAGCAAGUGGAAAGUCGGAGCAGCAGCAGGCCAUUGCCCAAGGAGACCAGUGACCUGGUCUCUGUGAUCCUCAACGAAGAUCGAGCCAUCACCGAACAGCCCAUAACUAAGACCAAUCUUCUGGCCUUGGAGCAAGAGCACAAGGCUGUCACGAGUGAGGAUAUCGGCACUCCAGAACCCACUUACGAAGAGCCCAAGCACCAGGUGACCAAAAAACAGGGUGUGGAGGAUCUGCUGCCUAUUGAAGUGGCUCCUGAAGUAGUGGACGAGCCAGAAACUGCCCGCGAGGAACGCCAGUUCGAGGAGCCCAAUUCGAACCUGAAUGAGAUCGAUGGUAGCAACUCAGAGGAUGAAAAGGCGAUUCCCACCACUUUCUUCAAGUCUGCUGGUGAGCUUCAAGAACAGAUUGAAAAGAAGUCCGAGGAGGAGGCCAAGGCGGAAAUAGAGAAGGAAUUGGAAGGCACAGCUCCACCACAGGAGACAGUUGUGGAGGCUGCAGACUCUGAGGAUUCACAACCUGGCGAGGAGGAGGUUGUUCUUGGAACCACAGAGAAGAGUGUUUCUGAAGAGACAAACCCAAUAAAAGAGGAACAAAAGGAAGAUGAAGACAAGGAAGAGGAGAUCAAGGAAAAAGAGCUCAAGGAAGAGCAGAUCAAGGAAGCGGAAUUCAAAGAAGAGGUGCUAAAUAAAGAGGAGCCUAAGGAAGACCAGCUCAAGGAAGACCAGCUCAAAGAAGAGGAACCUAAGGAGAAGGAACCCGAAGUAGAGAAACCCAAAGACGAGCAGCUGAAAGAAGAGGAACUGAAGGAAGUGGAAACUAAGGAAGAGGAGCCACAGGAAGAAGUUACCAUUCAUCAAAUUGACUCUGAAGAGCCCAUCAUUCUAGCAAGUCCCAGCUCCACUCAGAAACCAGUGGAGGAGAAUGUACCACUAAAACCUGACGGGGAAUCUGUUGAGGAUAAGGACGAAGAACCGAAAUCUCUCGAGGAUAAGGAGAAAGAUCCAGAAUCAUUGGAGCACAAGGAAGACAAAGACGAGUCCAACUCAGACUCCUCGGAGGAGACACAGGAGCCUGCUGCGGAUGAAGCCAAGCCGUCCUCCUCCGAUGACAGUACAGCCACUCCGCUAGUCUCCUAUCCCCCUCAUGAUGCGGGCCAGACUUUCGAUAGCAACUCGGCGGACGAGCACUCUGCCCAACUCUCGGGUCCCUCAAACUAUAGGUCAACCUUGAUCAUCGCCCUGUGCUCCGGCACCGCGGUGAUCUUCAUCGUGGCCUCCCUGGUCAUCUUUGUGGUCUCCUUCCAGCGACAGCACGGCACACUGGACAUUGAGAUGCAGGAGCAGCGCCUGGGCAAGGACGAUCGCGACGAGGAGGAUGCCCAGGUGAAACUUCUCGAAGUGGACCUAUCGACGCCCGUCAUUGUGUCGCUGGGCAACGAGGAGACCGACGAAUGCCUGUAGGCUCUCUCUCAGCACUGAAAAGAGGAUUACCUUGGAGAUCCUUGGGGGUCCUUUGGACCUCCUUGACCCCCGGUGCACUGUAAAUAGCUAUUGACCCUGAUAUUUCGACAAAGACUUGUUCACUUUGGUAUCUAAAUUGUUGACUGAGAGCAGCUGCAAGCAAAUCGAACGAAAAUCGAAUCGAAACGACAUCAUUUGCCAUACUGUUUAAUUUUAAACGCACUCUAGCCCCUAAGAUUUGCAAAUGCUCCACAAAUAUUUAUGUUUAGACAUUUUCAUUAGAGUUAGGAACCUUUUUCAUUGUGUCUGAUAAGAAGUCAGAAUAAAUAUUUUCAAAUGGUAAAAA
This is a messenger RNA of Drosophila kikkawai, 2753 nucleotides long. It is a transcript of the gene Dtg, whose product is annotated as Dpp target gene. NCBI's taxonomy places the organism in Eukaryota, Metazoa, Arthropoda, Insecta, Diptera, Drosophilidae. The record is from RefSeq and is a predicted model, not a curated record.